Messenger RNA from Arachis stenosperma, 1548 nucleotides. Its product is annotated as protein FAR1-RELATED SEQUENCE 5-like. The transcript is spliced from 4 exons. The record is from RefSeq and is a predicted model, not a curated record. The coding region runs from base 1 to 1548 and encodes 515 amino acids. NCBI's taxonomy places the organism in Eukaryota, Viridiplantae, Streptophyta, Magnoliopsida, Fabales, Fabaceae.
AUGCAGGAUCGUUCCAACGCAGCUGCCCUCCCAUCUACGAUCACGGCGCCGCCCUCUCAUCUGCACACAACGCAGCACGGCUGCCCCAUGCAGGAUCUUUCCAAAGCUGCCGCCCUCUCAUCUACGAUCGAUAGAGCCGCCAUCUCAUCUGCACACAACACAGCCGGUGUUCACUCCUUCAGAAUGGCAGAAUCGCAAGAAGAACGUGCUGCAAGCGAGGGUCCUCAUUUAUGCACAUCACCUAGCCGAAAUUCAUUAAUGGAGGUUGAUAUAGUUGAACCGUUAGUUUGUGCUGCCUCUGAAGUUUCUGAAAAUUUAUCAAACGAACAAGAAAACUUAGCCGCCAAUGUCGCAGAGCAUGGUCACAAGUUAAACAAGUUGUCGGAUGUUAUGGAUGUUGGAAGUGAAGAGAUGGAGCCUGGUGAUGAGUUACCAGAUCAUGGUAACCUACAAGAAGAUGAGAUACCAAGAGUUGGAAUGCGAUUUCCUCAGCUACAGAUGGCGCAUGACUUUUAUGUGUCCUAUGCAAAGAAAGCUGGAUUUGCAACUAAGAUAAGGACGACAACAUUUGACAAGAUCACAAAGGCUCCCAUUAACCAGGCUAUACACUGUAAUCGCGAUGGGAUCCGCGAGUCUCGUGUUAAAGCACCAACACGGAAGAAUACGAUUUCAGCUGCUGGGUGCAAGGCAAGGAUAUAUGUAAAGUUUGAUAAAGACGUGCAAGACUGGGUUCUGAUCAAGGCUGACUUGACGCACUCUCACCCUUGUUCACCGAAAAAGGCAGUGCACUAUCAUGAGUAUAGGCAGUUGACCAUGCAUGCGAAGUGCGUGAUCGAGGAUAAUGAUGAGGCUGGGAUUCGACCAAACAAGACAUUCCUUGCUUUGUCAAAUGAGGCUGGUGGCCCCUCUAACUUGGGAUUCUCAGAGAAGGAUUUAAGAAAUUAUAUAACAGCAAGGCUCCGAAGUAGCAACGUUAAUGCGGAUGUCAGGGAGAUGAUGAGCUACUUUAGGAGAAUGAAGGACAUCAAUCCGAACUUCUUUUACGCGGUGAAGUUGGACGAUGAGUGUAAAUUUAAGAGUGCAGUAUGGGUUGAUGCAAGGUGUAGGGCGUCGUAUGAAUACUAUGGAGACGUCGUGUCAGUUGAUAGCACGUACAAUAGAAAUAGGCAUGGAUUACCGUUUAUGUCGUUCGUUGGGGUCAACCACCAUGGUAGGUCGACCCUCCUCGGUUGUGCUUUGUUGGGGAAUGAAGAAAUCGGAAGUUAUGAGUGGGUUUUUCUCCAAUGGGUGAAGUGCAUGGGAACUGCUCCAAAGUGUAUCAUAACCGAUCAAUGUCGAUCCCUUUACCGUGCGAUCAAAAAUACUUUACCCGACACACGCCACCGGUGGUGCAUUUGGCAUAUUAUGAAUAAGCUACCUUCGAAGCUUGGGGGUUACCGCCGGUACGGAGCUUUGUAUGGUGACCUAAACGACAUUGUGUGGAACUCUCGGACGGAGGAGUCAUUUGAAGAUGAUUGGGCUGAUUUUAUAGAUGUACAACUUACAUAA